UUUGAAGCAUUGAUGAGCUGUAACAAUGAUACGCAAGGGUAUUACAGAGAGCUUUGGAGCUGCUAUCCAUGCCCUCAACACCGCUCGGCUAACAGAUGGUGUGAUUAACAGAAGCAAAAGGAUGAUUCUGGACACCCUGGGCGUUGGGUUAUUAGGAACCAGGACAGCUGUCUUCAACAAGGCUCUCACGUACAGCCAGUUGUUCACAUCUGAGGAGAGGAGCAGUGUUUGGGGUAAAUCAGACAUAACUCUCCCUCCUCACUAUGCUGCAUUUGUCAAUGGCAUCGCGGUCCACUCCAUGGACUUUGACGACACAUGGCAUCCUGCUACUCAUCCCUCGGGGGCUGUGCUUCCUGCACUGCUGGCCCUGGUAGAGACACUGCCCAGCCAGACCUCUGGUCUAGACCUGCUGCUGGCCUUUAAUGUUGGCAUCGAGGUGCAAGGCAGACUCAUGAGGUUCUCCAGAGAGGCAUACAACAUCCCUGAGAGAUUCCACCCUCCCAGUGUUGUUGGGGUGAUGGGGAGUGCUGCAGCCUCAGCCAAGCUGCUGGGUCUUUCCCCUGCACAAUGCAGUCACGCUCUGGCUAUCGCAGCCUCCUCUGCUGGGGCUCCCUUGGCCAACGCUGCCACACAAACCAAACCUCUCCACAUAGGAAAUGCUGCUCGGAGAGGCCUGGAAGCUGCUCAGCUAGCCCAGAUGGGAUUGGAGGGGAAUCCAGCCAUCCUGGAUAUGGACCAUGGGUUUGGGGUUUACUACAAAGACUACUGUCCUUCAGCAGUUGCAGAUUCUGCCUCUGGCGGCUUUAAAUGGAUUCUGGAAGAUCAGAAUGUGGCCAUCAAGCGCAUCCCUGCUCAUCUGGGGAUGCACUGGGUUGUGGAUGCAGCUCUGGCAGCCCGCAGACAGCUUGAAAAUACAGUUGGGAACUUCGACCUCAGCCACAUCCAGCACAUCACACUACGAGUACCUCCAUCCAAGUACAUUAACUGCCCCUUGCCUUCCACAGAGCACCAGGCCAGACACUCAUUUCAGUUCAACGCCUGCUCUGCUCUGCUGGAUAACAAAGUAACGGUGGCCUCCUUCAGCGAAGCUCAAAUUAACCGACCUGCUCUGAAGAGGCUUCUGGCUAAAGUGACGGUCGAGAACCCUGAAGAUAACCCACCCAGCUUUGACAAGAUGUACUGUGAGGUCCAGAUAGAAACAGAUCAGGGGCAGACUUACACAGCCAGGUGUGAUACCUUUUAUGGCCACUGGAGGAAGCCACUGAGUCACAAGGACCUGGUGGAGAAGUUCAGUGUUAAUGCAUCUUCGGUGUUGUGCACAAAGGGGGUGGAGGGAGUGAUUGAUGUGAUGGGAAACCUUGAAAGAGUAAGUGAAUGCUCAGUCUUGGGCUCAUAUCUGAGGAUGACAAGUAGUCCACAUAGGCAGCUAUACAGCAGGAAGGUUUUCUAAUUGUACAGUAUGUGAUGAAGCCAGUGUCUCUAUGAUAAACUGUAUUUUUGUGUAAUAUUUGAAACAUUUCAAUUAUCACACAUUACGGUGCAUGCCAUACACAUGCAUGCACUCAUCUUUUUCUUCUGUGGUGUUUGGGUGUGAAAUAAAGUGAACUGAAAAAGUGAA
Molecule: messenger RNA, 1618 nt
Organism: Seriola dumerili (greater amberjack)
Lineage: Eukaryota; Metazoa; Chordata; Actinopteri; Carangiformes; Carangidae
Gene: acod1
Product: aconitate decarboxylase 1
Exons: 5
Coding region: 26-1450 (474 amino acids)
Molecular function (GO): lyase activity
Source: RefSeq, a predicted model, not a curated record